UUGCGACCCAGGAGGCGGGAGAGUGAUACCUUCGCUACCUGCAAUGUUGUCUUUUUGGAUACCUCAAUAGAAAACGUCGUAGUUGUCAAAGGUAGAAGUAGUGGAGUAGAUAACGACGAAGCUACUGAUGCUGUUUCCAGGGUUGAGCUCGACAAUGACUUGCUGCUGCUAAGAUGCAGGGUUUGGAAAGGAAUUCAGCUGCAACUGUUCCAGUGCUACAUUUGCGGCACUCACGAACUGCCCAUCAAUGAGAUCCGAGAGAUGACUCAGGUAAGUUGCAAUAGUUCUCUAAGAUGCUUCUACUGGAAAAAGUACCAGAUCCCAGACCUGUGGUUCGAACUAGCCACGACAUGUGACACCUCCCAAAAUAGGUUAGAGAAUCUUCAUAUGCAAGACAGCACGCUUCGGGAACGGACUUCCGUGCCUUUGGUUGAUGCCUCUGGGUGCAUCUCCAUGUGUAUCGUCAACUCUGCGUCUACACAGCUCUGCAGUGCUACGUCGGUAGUACUCUAUGAUUCACGUGCAAUAAGGGUUGAAAGUUCAGCGGGGUCCCGUUGUUCCGUCGCCACAACCACCACCACCGCACUGCUUUAG
This is a messenger RNA of Bipolaris zeicola 26-R-13, 594 nucleotides long. RefSeq lists its product as uncharacterized. The transcript is spliced from 3 exons. The record is from RefSeq and is a predicted model, not a curated record. NCBI's taxonomy places the organism in Eukaryota, Fungi, Ascomycota, Dothideomycetes, Pleosporales, Pleosporaceae. The annotation marks the transcript as partial.